Molecule: messenger RNA, 246 nt
Organism: Zasmidium cellare ATCC 36951
Lineage: Eukaryota; Fungi; Ascomycota; Dothideomycetes; Mycosphaerellales; Mycosphaerellaceae
Exons: 3
Coding region: 1-246 (81 amino acids)
Source: RefSeq, a predicted model, not a curated record
AUGUGUGACUACACCAAGGUGGAGUAUGCCUGCGGACAUCUACGGUACACGGUGCGCGCGUGGUGUCUGAAGUACCAAGAGACUCACAAGCGCUGUCCAGCGAACGUCGUUGCGAUCGAAUACCGACUGGACGAGAAGUGUGGCGACUGCAGGGAUACCACGAACCGCCUGUACACGCUGAAGAAGAAGGCCUCCGUCAUCCCCAACAGCAAGAAGGAUGGCGCGUCGGCGAGCUCUUCCAAGUGA